Molecule: messenger RNA, 1440 nt
Organism: Neoarthrinium moseri
Lineage: Eukaryota; Fungi; Ascomycota; Sordariomycetes; Amphisphaeriales; Apiosporaceae
Exons: 8
Coding region: 1-1440 (479 amino acids)
Biological process (GO): hydrogen peroxide catabolic process; response to hydrogen peroxide
Cellular component (GO): mitochondrion; cytoplasm; peroxisome
Molecular function (GO): heme binding; catalase activity
Source: RefSeq, a predicted model, not a curated record
AUGCCCCAUCAAGUACAUUCCGACUCUAAUGAUCCUUUGUACACACUCUCUAAUGGCCAGCCAAGCGACAAGCCCGGGUCUGCUCGGCAGGUUCGUUACGGUGAUACAAACGGCGGCCUACUCGUCUUGAAUGAUGUUCAAUUGGUUGAAGUUCUCGCUCAUUUUGCCCGUGAGCGUAUUCCUGAACGGAGCGUUCACGCAAAAGCAGCUGGUGCUUUCGGAGAAUUCGAGCUAUUGGAGGACAUAUCAGAUUUGACCGACGCAAACUUCCUGACCGGAGUCGGAAAGAAAACAAAGAUGCUGAUGCGCAUAUCGACCGUUGGUGGAGAGAAAGGUUCCAGUGACACUGUGCGGGAUGUUCGGGGCUGGGCAACAAAGCUUUACACCGAAGAAGGUAUUCAGGAUUUUGUAUUCAAUGAUCUUCCAGUCUUCUUCAUUCGGGACCCGAUCAAAUUUCCGUCGAUGAAUCGAAGUCACAAGCGACACCCGCGAACUAAUGUGCCGGAUAAUACCAUGUUCUGGGACUUCCAUGUCCACAAUCCGGAAGGCAUCCAUGCCUUGAUGCACUUGUUUGGACAGCGUGGUAUUCCAGCAUCGCUCCGACAUAUCAAUGGGUUCGGUGUUCAUACUUACACCUUGAAUCGAGCUGCAAGAUGGGAGACCCUAGACGCAGAUGAGGCGGUUCGCCUUGCCGGGUCGGAACCAGACUACCAUGUGAAAGACCUCUUCCAUGCGAUCGAGAAGGGUGACUAUCCAAGCUGGUCCGUUUACGUCCAGGUCAUGACGCCUGACCAGGCCAAGUCUGCGCCCAUCGACAUUUUUGAUGACACAUACACCUGGCCCCAUGAGCAGUACCCCCUGAGACUGGUCGGCAGAAUGACCCUGACCAAGAAUCCUGAUAACUAUUUCCAAGACAUCGAGCAAGCCUGCUUCUCCCCCUCCAACAUGGUUCCGGGUAUUGGGCCAUCAGGUGACCCAGUUCUGCAAGCCAGGAUGUUCAGCUACCCAGAUGCUCAUCGCUACCGCGUUGGCCCUAACUAUUUUCAGCUGCCACCCAAUAGACCGGUCAAUUCUGUGUACUCGCCAUUCGUUCGAGAUGGUCCAGGAACCAUGAACGGCAACUACGGAGGGGACCCGGACUAUAUCUUCUCGGAGUAUCGGCCUGUUAGCCUGAGUAAGCGUACCCGAGCAGCAACGCACGAGCAAUGGUCCGGGCAGGUCAGUGUGUUCUCGACAACAGUCACAGAUAAGGAUUUUGUGCAACCCCGAGAACUCUGGAAUAUCAUCUGCAAAGAGCCUAAUGGGAAAGAGGAGUUUCUACACAACAUCAUACCGACGUUGGUAGAUGUUCCGACAAAGCUCCAAGAAGAAGUCCUUGACUAUCUUGGACGUGUCGACCAGGGCCUCAAGCAAGCACUUCAACAGGCGCUCGCGACAUAA